Molecule: messenger RNA, 1867 nt
Organism: Melanaphis sacchari
Lineage: Eukaryota; Metazoa; Arthropoda; Insecta; Hemiptera; Aphididae
Product: zinc finger MYM-type protein 1-like
Exons: 4
Molecular function (GO): protein dimerization activity
Source: RefSeq, a predicted model, not a curated record
AUUUGUUAUCCGAAAAUUGAACAAAAAUGGAUCACCUCCACAAAUUCCAAGUAUUGAAACUGACAAAACUAAUUUAGCUACAAUAGCUACAUCAAAUUCUAUUUCUUCCGAAGUACCUUUAACUAUUGAUCUAAAUGACACUGAUAUUACUAAAACUGUUUUACCCAAUGAUCCUGCUUUACCACUUCCAAAAGAGCGUAUAGAGCGUAAUGUAAAACUAUCUGAAGGGCCUUGCCAAAUCCGUCUUCUUUCAUAUCCAAAAACUCUUUUUGGGAAUAGACUUCGUAGCUUUCAAAAUGCAUGGUAUGAUAAUUAUGACUGGUUGGAAUACAGUAAAAGUAAAAAUGCAGGUCAUAUUGAUCAAGCAUUUAUAAGUAAAGGAUAUUCAAAUUGGAAAGAUGCAUGUAAUGCUUUUAAAUCCCAUGUGAAAUCAGUAUGUCAUACAAAUUGUGUAGAAUCUUGGUCAGUAUUUAAGUCAGGUGUCUCUAUUGAUGUUCAAUUAAAAAUUCAAAACGAAUUAGAUUUAAAAAAUAGAGAGAAGGACCGUCUUCAUAACAGAGAAGUUUUAAAACGUCUAAUCGAUAUAGUUAUAUUGUUAUCGAAAACUGGACGAUCAUUUAGAGGCCACGAUGAAAGUUCUAAAAGUAUGAAUAAAGGACUCUUCUUAGAAACUGUCAAUCUACUAAAGAAAUAUGAUCCUAUAAUUCAAGCUCACUUAGAAAAAGGCCCAAAAAAUGCCCAAUAUUUAAGUAGUAAAAUACAAAAUGAUUUAAUUAAGUCUCUACAUAACGUUAUAUUUCAACUUAUUCUUAAGAAUUUAAAUGGAAAAAAAGUUUCAAUUAUGGCGGACGAAACUAGUGACUGUGGUCAUAUAGAACAAAUGGCUAUUGUCCUAAGAUGGGCAUGUAGAGCAGAGGCAGUAUCUGCAAUUCGUGAAAACUUUUCAGCUAUAAUAAAAACAAUAAUUGAAGUAAAUAAAAUAACGAAAUUGCCUGAAGUCAAAGUUAAAGAAAAAGGAAUUAUUAUGCAUUGUCAGAGUUUUAAUUUUAUUAUUUCCUUAGAAUUAAUGCAUCCCAUACUACAAAUGAUUCUAAAAGUAAGUCAAACACUUCAAAAUCCUUCAAUUAAUUUAUUGGUUGCAAUAAAUGAAGUUAAGAAUCUUCGUUCAGCUUUACAACAAUUACGUUGUAAUAAUGAUUUCUAUGAUGAAGCAUAUACAACAGUUUUAAAAAUUUGCAAAGAAUAUGAUAUUGAUGAACCAUCGAUUAAGUUAAGGAAAAAAUCAAAACGUUUUGAUGACAACAUAGAUAAUGAACAUAUUUUCAAUACAAAAAAAGAAGAAAUUCGUGUUACUGUAUUGAUUCCCAUGUUAGAUUCUCUUAUAUAUGGUAUUGAUCAACGUUUUAAUCAAGAUACAAUAUCUUUAAUUACAGCAGUCGGGAAAAUGUUAAAACUUGACUCAAAUAAAGAUGAUAUUAAAUUGUUAUCGUCAUUUUUUAAUAUUUCUGAAGAGGAAUUAAUUUCUGAGAUCCGUCUACUUUUGUCUCGUGACUUAGAUUGUGUAACACAACUUGUUAAACAAGAUUGUAUGACGUGGCUAGAUUGGUUCCGAAAAAAUGAAAUUGAAGUAACCAGUGCUUCUUGUGAAAGAGCAUUUUCUAAACUCACUCAUGUAAAAAGUAAACUUCGAUCCACCAUGAAACAAGACCGUUUAGAUGACCUUAUGCUACCAUACAUGGAACAGUCUUUGGCUAAUAAUGUUAAUGUUGAGAAUGUCAUUGAAGAAUUUAAAAAAUUGGUAGGGGAACGUGGGGCAGAACGGGGCCAUGGGGCAAAACGGGGACAUUCCAAUAUCUAUGUCUUAUAA